Somion occarium is the source of this 2025-nucleotide messenger RNA. NCBI's taxonomy places the organism in Eukaryota, Fungi, Basidiomycota, Agaricomycetes, Polyporales, Cerrenaceae. The record is from the annotation of a GenBank genome assembly.
AUCCCCGAUUGACGCCUGCAACUUCAUUCACAUAAGCUUCCGCGACGACCAACUUCGCCAUUAAAUACCCUCCAUCUCUUGAAUGCCCUCGACUACAAACACUGUCAUUUGCCCUAUUUGCUCUCGCGAUGUUCCAGAAAACACAAUCAAUGCUCACAUUGACAACGGCUGCUCGGAUGCGGGACCAUCAAAGCAGCAACCCCUUCCAGCUACCACGGACAAAGUUGGUGCCAAAGUACCCGCUCUCGCAUCCAUAUUCGUGAAACAGGACAAGAAUAUCACUCCUUCACAGGCUCAACAUCCUGCAGGCCCGCCUACAGUUCGCAAGACUGACAUUACAAAGAAACGCAAGGCGACGCAGGACGUCCCCGCCCCUACGAAACAAACGCCUCAAAAACGCGCCAAGGCAUCAACAUCCAUAAGUGCACACAAGCAGGCUGCUGCGCCGCUACCCGAGAGGUUAAGACCUCAAUCUCUCGCCGAGUUUGUUGGCCAGUCUCACCUCACAGGGCCAGAGUCACUCCUCAUGACGUUGACACGGAAUGGUUCGCUUGGAAGUAUGGUUCUAUGGGGUCCACCAGGAUGCGGCAAAACGACUCUUGCUCGGCUUUUAGCCAAAGAAUCUAACGCAGUGUUCAAGGAACUUAGCGCUACUGACUCUAAUAUUAGCGACGUUCGCGCAGUGGCCGAAGAAGCAAAGAAUGUGCUAUCCCUGACAUCCAGGCGCACUAUCCUAUUCCUCGAUGAAGUGCACCGUUUCAAUAAAGCACAACAGGACAUAUUUCUGCCUUUCAUCGAGCAAGGCGUCAUUCAGCUCAUAGGCGCAACUACCGAGAAUCCUUCAUUCAAGUUAACUGGCGCACUGAUUAGCCGUUGCCGUGUCUUUGUUCUCGAACCGCUUACUGAAGAAAAUAUCAGACGUAUAAUUGUUCAAGCAAUCAAGAGGAUCGGUAGCUCACUCCCUGAUGCUGAUGGUGCAGACGAACGUCCUCCCGACAUCAUCACCUUGGCCUCCUCCAGUCAAGAUACGGCAGCGAACCUGUCUCAGUCAACGACCGCUACUAUGACCGAGCAUGAUGACCAUCCACCCCCGCCAUUCCCACAGUUCCCGCAAUGCACAGAAAAGAUCAUUUCCACCAUAGCUUCAUUAUCCUCGGGCGACGCACGUACCGCACUCUCCUUACUCGAACUCGUUCUUAACGCUCCAAAGAAUACAAAUCCGGAAACCCUACUCGCGCAACUCAGACAAUCAGUAUCUACCUCUUAUGAUCGUACAGGUGAUUCUCGGUAUGACAUGAUAUCCGCAUUGCACAAAUGCGUCCGAGGAAGUCAAGGUAGUGCUGCUAUGUAUUGGUUAGCACGUAUGCUCUCAGCAGGCGAAGACCCCAUGUAUAUCGCGCGAAGGAUGACCGUCUGUGCUAGUGAGGAUGUUGGGCUCGCAGAUCCGAAAGCGUUACCACUAGCUGUAGCGACCAUGCAAGCAUGUGAAAUGAUCGGAAUGCCAGAAUGCCGAAUCAACCUGGCUCAUCUGGUCGCAUACCUUUCUGAAGCACCAAAGUCGACUCGUGCAUAUGCGGCGUACUGUCGGGCGGAAGAGGCUGCAAAGGCCAACCCGAUACUACCUGUCCCUCUGAUGGUCCGUAAUGCUCCUACUCGCCUUAUGAAAGAUCUUGGAUAUGGUACUGAGUACCACUAUAACCCUGACUAUAUACACCCUGUAACCAAUGAAUACCUACCACCAGAGUUACAAGGAGAGAAAUUCUUGUAUCCAGCUGGUGAUACUACUGGAAAGCUGUGGGAUGAGAAGGCACUUCAGACAUGGGAACAGAAGGAGAAUGGGGAGCAGAAGUGGUCUGGUAGAGAAGAUUACCUAGAUCUUCAAGACUCAGACUCCCAUUCUCAGGAUGUCAAACAUUGAAUCAUACUCCAGUGAUGUCACUAUAGCCAUCCAUCCAAGAAGAUUACUACAUGUACAUAUUACCAGUAUGCUAUGGAUAUAAUAAAGAUCUUGGUUCAUCUAUUUCC